AUGAUAGCGAAUAAGCUGGGGUGCAACCCAAACAACUACGAUCUCAUGUACAAGGGCAGGCUCCUUCCUCCUCGUGUAACCCUUGCUAGUCUCAACAUGGUUACUCAUUCGAUCCUGUACUUGAUCAAGAUACCUCAAGAUCUCGUGUGGAUAUCAAUUUACACCCCUAAUUGUGGGAUGGUUAGCUUUCAGAUCAAGAAGCUUCAGACUGUUGGGUAUGCCAGGGCUGUGGUUGGGAGUAUGAUAAACUCGAGGGUUGAUGAAGCUGGACUUUUGUUGGCUGGAAAGGCUCUCGAGGAUUCGAGGACAUUGGCUUCAUACUGCAUUGAUGAUCAUACUGUUCUGCAGCUGAUCUAUCCUUUUCAGGUGUCUCUGAAGCUGUACAAGGCUAGGACUAUCUGA
This is a messenger RNA of Chenopodium quinoa (quinoa), 402 nucleotides long. Its product is annotated as polyubiquitin 11-like. The transcript has a single exon. The coding region runs from base 1 to 402 and encodes 133 amino acids. The record is from RefSeq and is a predicted model, not a curated record. Lineage: Eukaryota; Viridiplantae; Streptophyta; Magnoliopsida; Caryophyllales; Amaranthaceae. Gene Ontology annotation, molecular function: protein binding.